Molecule: messenger RNA, 3844 nt
Organism: Gallus gallus (chicken)
Lineage: Eukaryota; Metazoa; Chordata; Aves; Galliformes; Phasianidae
Gene: CLN5
Product: ceroid-lipofuscinosis, neuronal 5
Exons: 4
Coding region: 255-1076 (273 amino acids)
Biological process (GO): lysosome organization
Cellular component (GO): lysosomal membrane; lysosome
Molecular function (GO): hydrolase activity, acting on glycosyl bonds
Source: RefSeq, a predicted model, not a curated record
GGGCGGGGCUGAGGCGGGGCUGGAACGUACCUUCUAUGCUUUCCUGGUGUCCGGUGGUUUUCACUACGUUACGGAAGGUUAUGCAGAGAUUCGCGUUUUUAAUAACAGUAGGCUUACCUGAUUUGUUGCUAGUGCUGUGUUUGGUGCGAUGAGCUCAUAAGUGAGAGAACAGGCGCUUUGAUUUUCGUCCAAAAUCUGAUCCUUACUGCCAAGCUCGUUACACUUUCUGUCCCACUGGCUCUGAUAUUCCGGUUAUGAAAGAAGAAGAUAUUAUUGAAGUGUAUCGAUUACAGGCUCCAGUAUGGGAAUUUAAAUAUGGGGAUCUACUUGGACAUUUGAAAAUUAUGCAUGAUGCUGUGGGCUUCAAGAGCAGUUUAACUGGCAAAAACUACACAAUGGAGUGGUAUGAGCUCUUCCAGCUUGGGAACUGCACGUUUCCGCAUCUCCGACCUGGAAUGGAUGCACCAUUCUGGUGUAAUCAGGGAGCUGCUUGCUUUUAUGAAGGAAUAGAUGAUGCACAUUGGAAGGAAAAUGGAACUCUGGUUCUCAUCACCAAAAUAUCAGGAACCAUGUUCAAUGAAAUGGCAAAAUGGGUGAAGUACGACAAUGAGACUGGCAUUUACUAUGAGACCUGGACAGUUCAAGCAAGUCCUGACAAAAAAUCAGUUGUAUGGUUUGACUCUUACGAAUGCUCUAAAUUCAUACUGAGAACAUACCAGAAGCUGGCUGACCUGGGAGCUACGUUCAAUAAAAUCCAAACAAACUACACCAGCAUAAUUUUAUUCAGCGGAGAACCUAUUUAUUUGGGAAAUGAAACAUCCAUUUUUGGACCUACAGGAAACAAGACACUGGCAGCAGCUAUAAGAGACUUCUACUAUCCCUUCAAACCUCACAAGACAGUCAGAGAGUUUUUUGUGGAUCUCUUAAAAAUAAUUGAUCGUGUCAUCUUGAAUCAUCAGUUUUACCUCUUCUACAACUUGGAAUACUGGUUUUUACCGAUGAAGUUUCCUUAUCUCAAAGUAGUUUACGAAGAGGUUCCUUUGCCUAUUGGAAGCAAAACAUCAUCUGGUGUUUAAUUGCUGACAGCAGAACUAAACUGUGCUUUUGCCAGAUCAGGUGUAAGGAUUUUGGAGUGCUCCUCUGAUGAUAUUAGCAAUGAAAUAUAAAACACUUUUAAUUGAACUUGUUUUGGGUAAGUUUUGCUAGGCCACAGAAGAGGAUCUGCCUUCUAACAAGUUGCACAGCAAGGAUUUCUGACUGACAGUUCUGUGCAGCUAUGAACAUCAGCUGCCUAAGGGCAAGGUGAUGUGGCUCCAGCACAGACCUGACUUACAGCACUGGAGGCUGAGCAGGAGGCAGCUGCCACACACGGCAACAGCUGGCACCUGGCUGCCACUGGAUGUGGGACAUGAGCUGUACAAGGACCUUCUGGUGCAACCAAUUCUACUGUGUGCUGGGGCUGGUUUGAGUGCCUGCUUCCCUCAGUAUGUGCCUUACACUGCAUUUCUUUGGUUUGGAUGAUUGGGGCCUAUGAACUGGUCCACAUUUCAUGAAGGAGAGGUUUGGUGAGGUGGGAAGAGACAACGAAUGUGUUAGAUGGUGCAUCGGGGGUAUCUUGUCACUACUUUGCUUCCUUCACCUGCAUUGUCAGCAAAAUACAGAUGUCUCUUCCCUGAAUUUGUGUGACAGUUUUCUAUCACAGAUAGAAAGCAAAGAGCCUGUUACGGUGCAUAACUGAAGCCUUGCAGUAGUAGUGCCACACUGCCCUUGGAGUUCGGUUCCUGGCUGGGGCUGCCGUGGUGUGGCAGUUACUCUCCCCUUUUCAGAAUGCCUGUGUUCCCUUUGCUUUGGCCAGUGAGAUGCUUAUACACAGGAGUACACCUGUAGCAGCACAGCCAGUUCCAAGGGAACACUGGUUGCUUUUUUUAUUUUUUUAAACUGCUUGCAGAAUGGAACAUUAUUACUGCACAGCAAUUAAUCAGCAAUAUGGGAAGCAAAAUGCAGUUUCAUUAGGCUCAAGGUGAAUGAACGACCUGCUGUAGCCAAAGAGGGGAGCACACAAGUACAUGGUGAUUUGAUUCAGAACAUAAGAGGGGAGAACCUUGACCUUCUAUUAAAUCAUAGAAUGGCCUGGGUUGAAAAGGAACACAAUGAUCAUCUAGUUUCAACUGCUCUGCUAUGUGCAGGGUUGCCAUCCACUAGACAAGGCUGCCCAGAACCACAUCCAGCCUGGCCUUGAACGCCUCCAGGGAUGGGGCAUCCACAACCUCCUUGGGCAACCUGUUCCAGUGCGUCACCACCCUCUGUGUGAAAAACUUCCUCCUAAUAUCUAACCUAAACCUAUCUUGUCUCAGUUUAAUACCAUUCCUCCUUGUCCUAUCACUGUCGACCCAUGUAAACAGUCGUACCCCCUCCUGUUUAUAUGCUCCCUUCAAGUACUGGAGGACCGCAAUGAGGUCUCCCCAGAGCCUUCUCUUCUCCAAGCUAAACAAGCCCAGUUCCCUCAACCUUUCUUAUUAAGAGAGGUGCUCCAGCCCUCUGAUCAUCUUAGUGGUCCUCCUCUGCACUCGUCCGAAGAGCUCUGCAUCUUUCUUGCAGCACUCCAGAUGGGUCCUCACAAGAGCCGAUUAGAGGGGGACAAUCAUCUCCCUCUCCCUGCUGGCCACCCCUUUUUUAAUGCAGCCCAGAACACAGUUGGCCUUCCAGGCUGCAAGUGCACACUGCUGGCUCAUAUCCAGCUUCUUGUCUACCAGGAUCUCCAAGUCCUUCUCCGCAGGGCUGCUCUCAAUGAGAUCAUCCACCAGUUUGUAUAAAUACCUGAGAUUGCCCCGACCCAAGUGCAGCACCCUGCACUUGGCCUUAUUGAGCCUCGUUAGAUUUUCAUGGGCCCACUUCUCCAGCCUGUCCUGGUCCUUCUGGAUGGCUUUUGUUGUGGUUUUGUGAUUUUUGUUGUCAGUAUUCCACAUCAGAACAUCAUGUAAAACAAUGCGAGUCAAAGGCUUAAUGUUCUGGUUCUGUGGACUGCCUUUUUUGGGCAUCUUGUGUUCUCGAGGGUAGGGGAGGAGUGGCAUUCCUGGAGGACCUGGUGUGCAGAGGAAGAAAGGUGGAGCUCAUGCAGGAUACUGGCUACUCUCCCUCUUACUUUCUUGCUCCCUCGGUUUGCCACAGAGAAAAACAUGUGCUUCCCCUGCAGUCUACUAGUGUAAGACCUCAUAUUUUGGAUGCUCUUUUCUCUCUCAUUUUGUUUGAUUUUGUUGGAUUUAGUAAAUUACCAUUCCUCCUCAGAUUGUUGCUGUUGUUUUGUUUUGUUUUAUUUUGUUUGUUAGACACAUCUGCUCUCUCGCUGUCCUUCCAGCUCUUCCCCUCUCCUGGAGCACAUGGCCCGCUCGUGGCCGGCCGUGCUACAAAAGGUCGAGUAGUCUUUUUCCCCUCUCUCUUUUCUCUCUGUCAUGAUUUUAUGAUUUUUGGUUACCGGUAUUCCAUAUCAUACCAUCAUGUAGUGCAUUGGGAGUUAAAGUGUUAAUGCUCCAGUUCCGGGCACCUGUCCCAGAAGAGAAGAAGAACUAUAUUCCCCAGAAGACUGUUCACUGUGCUGUUUUUAUUUCUGCUCAGGGGGAGCAGAUAUAAGGCCUUGGUAGGUCAUCUGACAUCCCUGUUUUCCUUCGGCUCUCCUCCCUGCUGUUCGACCCAACUGUGCGUCUCACCUCAGUGGUAUGGUGAGGCCUUCAGUUCUCAGACAAACUUUCUCUCAUCAUAUUUGAUUUAUUAGCUUCAAUUCUGAUUAUAUUUUAUUGUUAUGUUGCAUUCCGAUACCAUAUUUAGUAAAUCAGUUUGUUUCUCCUCA